Messenger RNA from Poecilia latipinna (sailfin molly), 1087 nucleotides. It is a transcript of the gene fhl1a, whose product is annotated as four and a half LIM domains 1a. The record is from RefSeq and is a predicted model, not a curated record. The transcript has 6 exons. Gene Ontology annotation, biological process: muscle organ development. Bases 184 to 1029 code for a protein of 281 amino acids. Gene Ontology annotation, molecular function: transmembrane transporter binding. Lineage: Eukaryota; Metazoa; Chordata; Actinopteri; Cyprinodontiformes; Poeciliidae.
GGUUUGGCUCGCCUUUUUCUUUUUUUCUUUUCCUCUCUUUUUUUUCAGCUGCGCUCUUUAAAGCUGCGCAGUCUGCGCUCAUUUGAACCCUUUCCGUCAAACCCAGCGGACCGGACGCAUCGCAGCUGGCGCAAAGUGACAGACGCUUUCUGCAGAGGUCCCAGGAGUUACCUCACCUCCACCAUGACUGAUCGCUUCGACUGCUACUACUGUCGCGACAACCUGCACGGUAAGAAGUACGUGAAGAAGGAUGAGAAGCACGUUUGCACCAAGUGCUUCGACAAACUCUGCGCCAACACCUGUGCAGAGUGCCGACGCCCAAUCGGAGCCGACUCAAAGGAGCUGCACCAUAAGAACCGCUACUGGCAUGAGGAUUGUUUCCGGUGCGCUAAAUGCUACAAGCCGCUGGCUAACGAGCCGUUUAGCGCCCGAGACGAUGGCAAGAUCAUGUGUGGGAAGUGCGGCUCCAGGGAGGACGGCAACCGCUGCCAGGGCUGCUACAAGGUGGUGAUGCCAGGCUCGCAGAACGUGGAGUAUAAGAACAAGGUGUGGCAUGACGAAUGCUUCACCUGCUUCGAGUGCAAGCAGCCAAUCCGCACGCAGAGCUUCCUGGCCAGAGGCGAUGACAUCUACUGCGCUCCGUGCCACGAGAAGAAGUUUGCCAAGAAAUGCUUCAAGUGCAAGCAGCCCAUCACCUCUGGAGGGAUCAGCUACCAGGACCAGCCCUGGCACUCGGAGUGCUUUGUGUGCGAGACGUGCCGUAAACCUCUGGCAGGAACGCGCUUCACCUCCCAUGAGGAUCACGUUUACUGCGUGGACUGCUACAAGACCGACGUGGCCAAGAAGUGCCAUGGCUGCAAGAACCCAAUCACAGGGUUCGGCCACGGCACCAACGUGGUGAACUACGAGGGAUUCUCCUGGCACGAGUAUUGCUUCACCUGCAAGAAAUGCUCCCUGUCCCUCGCCAACAAGCGCUUCGUCAUCAACGCAGAGCAGAUUUACUGCCCCGACUGCGCCAAGAAGCUGUAAACAGAAGACUUUUGAUUCACGAGGAAACUGAUUUGUAUGGAAGACAAUUAGGGCCACC